Molecule: messenger RNA, 219 nt
Organism: Mycotypha africana
Lineage: Eukaryota; Fungi; Mucoromycota; Mucoromycetes; Mucorales; Mycotyphaceae
Exons: 2
Coding region: 1-219 (72 amino acids)
Source: RefSeq, a predicted model, not a curated record
AUGGCAUUGAAAUCACCUGUAACCCAAGAGACCUACUCUCAAGCAAAGGAAGAUGUUAUAGCAGUAGGGGGUAAAGUUACUUAUGAAUUCCGUGCUGCUUUCAAAGCUUUAUUGGUCAGAUUUCCCAAAGAGCAUAUUAAUACAUUAAGUGCAAAGCCUUAUGUUGACUUUAUUGAAGAGGAUAAAUCAGUCCAUACAUAUGACAACAUUCCAGAAUGA